Molecule: messenger RNA, 6602 nt
Organism: Scatophagus argus
Lineage: Eukaryota; Metazoa; Chordata; Actinopteri; Scatophagidae
Product: 1-phosphatidylinositol 4,5-bisphosphate phosphodiesterase beta-4-like
Exons: 40
Coding region: 566-4435 (1289 amino acids)
Biological process (GO): phosphatidylinositol-mediated signaling; lipid metabolic process
Molecular function (GO): calcium ion binding; phosphatidylinositol-4,5-bisphosphate phospholipase C activity
Source: RefSeq, a predicted model, not a curated record
UGUUAGAAAAGCAGGGAGGAGCUGGAUCUGGUUCUGCUGGAUGACUCACUCUGUCAACCCAAGGCGCACUCAUUCAACCAUUUGCACACUCUCAUACGUACAUACACACACAAACGCACGCACACACACGGUCACGCGCAGGCACGUUUAGUGGGGGGGGGGCACGCGCUACUUGACUGAAGAGGGGCUCCUCAUCAAAGCGCAUCAGGGCCGUCCAUUCACCACUGGAGGGCGAGUGGUACAAGAGCACCGGGACACUCCGGCAGCAGUGAGACAGAGCAGACAGUCGGAGGGAGACGGGUUAGAGCUGCUGCAGCUGGAAGACACAGACAGGCAGAGACACGGAGAGAAAACCCCAGACCCGGACUCUGCAAUAGCAUUAUUUCUUUCAGCCGUCGGAUUAAACCCGUCCAGAUCCGCCUCCAACACCAAAAUCACGCCAAGACAUGAGCUUCUCCUGCUGAAUGUUAUUGAUGCUGAACUGAGUUGUCCAGUGCUAUCCUCCAGUGUUUCCCCUACCCUCAGGUUUCUGUCCCUCUGUCUGUCACCUGGUUUUUGAGCAGCCAUGACAAAGUCCUACGAGUUCAACUGGCAGAAGCACCUGCCUGAGUUCAUGCAGGAAGGCGCAUCCUUUGACAGGUUUGAUGAGGACCCAUACAUUUUUGAGCCCAACUGUCAGAUGAAGGUGGAUGAGUAUGGCUUUUUCAUUACCUGGAAGAGUGAGGGAAAGGAAGGCCAGGUUCUCGAGUGUUCCCUCAUCAACAGUAUUCGUGUUGGUGGCGUCCCAAAGGAUCCCAAAAUCUUGUCAUCGUUCGAGGCCAUUGGAAAGACGGAGGCAGACUUAGAAGGCUGCAUCAUCUGCAUCUGCAGCGGCACAGACCUGGUCAACCUCAACUUCAUGUUCAUGGUGGCGGAGAACCCAGACACAGCCAGGAAGUGGAUCGAGGGUUUGAGGUCAGUGAUUCACAACUUUAAGGCCAACAACGUCUGUCCAAUGACCUGCCUCAAGAAACAUUGGAUGAGAAUGUGCUUCCUGACCAAUGUGAAUGGGAAGAUUCCUGUAAGAGGCAUUACUCGAACAUUUGCAUCAGGAAAAACCGAGAAGGGGAUCUUUCAGGCUUUGAAGGAUCUUGGCCUUCCCAGUGGAAAGAAUGAUGAGAUUGAACCAUCAGAUUUCACCUUUGACAUUUUCUACGCACUUACACAGAAGAUCUGCCCUCGCACAGACAUAGAGGAACUUUUCAAGAAGAUCAAUGGGAACAAAACUGAUUAUUUAACUGUAGACCAGUUAGUCAGCUUUCUGAAUGAAAACCAGCGUGACCCUAGGUUGAACGAGAUCCUGUUCCCAUUCUACGACCCUAAGAGAGCCAUGCAGAUAAUCGAGAAAUACGAGAGAGAUGAAGAACUGAAGAAGAAAGGUCACAUGUCCAGUGAUGGGUUCUGCCGAUACCUGAUGUCAGACGAAAACGCUCCAGUUUUCUUGGACCGACUGGAGCUGUACCAAGAAAUGGACCAGCCGCUGGCCCACUAUUUCAUCAGCUCCUCCCAUAACACUUACUUGACAGGGCGACAGUUUGGGGGCAAGUCUUCUGUAGAGAUGUACCGCCAGGUCCUGCUGUCUGGGUGCAGAUGUGUGGAGCUGGACUGUUGGGAUGGGAAAGGAGAGGACCAGGAGCCUAUUAUCACUCAUGGCAAGGCCAUGUGCACAGACAUCCUGUUCAAGGACGUUGUCCAAGCCAUCAAGGAGACAGCAUUUGUCACUUCAGACUACCCUGUUAUAUUGUCCUUCGAAAACCAUUGCAGUAAGCCACAGCAGUACAAGAUGGCCAAGUAUUGUGAGGAGAUCUUCGGGGAAUUACUUCUCAAACAGCCUCUGGAAAACUUCCUGAUUGAACCUGGGCGCCCCCUACCCUCUCCAAAUGACCUCAAACGUAAAAUCCUCAUCAAAAACAAACGCUUGAAACCUGAAGUUGAGCAGAAGCAGCUAGAGGCCUUUAAGAAACACAUGGAAGCAGGGGAGACCAACACGCCUGCCAUCAUUAUGGGAGAGGAGAAUGAAGACGACACAGAGAACGGAGAAAAGGAGGCUGAGGAUAAGGAUUUGAAUUCCGAAGCUCCCAGCAGCCUGUCAGAGGCAACCAGUGAGAAAGAUGCCAACAGUGUUUCCCAGAGUAACGCUGUGAGCUCAAGGAAAGAGGAACACAGCAACAGUAUCAAGAAGGUGCCUGAAGAUGAAGUGACUGAAAUAUCCGAAGCCACAGAAGCAACAGACGCCACAGAUAUCUCAGAAGCAUCUGACCAAGACAAUAACAAGAAGGGUGGCGAGGAGGAGGAGGACUCUGAAGAGGCUCUGAUAGCUCAGUACACCUAUGUAGGCGCCACCACUAAUAUCCACCCAUAUCUGUCAGCCAUGGUCAACUACGCACAGCCUGUCAAGUUCCAGGGUUUUGAUGUUGCAGAGGAAAGGAACAUCCACCAUAACAUGUCAUCUUUUAAUGAGUCUGUUGGUCUCGGCUAUCUGAAGACGAAUGCCAUAGAGUUCGUCAACUACAACAAGCGUCAGAUGAGCCGCAUCUACCCCAAAGGGGGCCGGGUGGACUCCAGUAAUUACAUGCCUCAGAUCUUCUGGAACGCGGGUUGCCAGAUGGUCUCACUCAACUUCCAGACCCCAGAUCUGGCCAUGCAGUUGAACCAGGGGAAGUUUGAGUACAAUGGCUCCUGCGGGUACCUGCUGAAGCCCGACUUCAUGCGACGGUCAGACAGGAUGUUUGACCCUUUCUCAGAGACCCCAGUGGACGGUGUUAUCGCUGCCACCUGCAGUGUACAGGUGUUCUCUGGGCAGUUCCUGUCAGAUAAGAAAAUUGGCACAUACGUUGAGGUGGACAUGUACGGGCUGCCGACAGACACCAUCCGGAAGGAGUUCCGCACACGCAUGGUGAUGAACAACGGGCUGAACCCUGCCUACAAUGAGGAGCCCUUCGUCUUCAGAAAGGUGAUCUUACCGGAUCUGGCAGUACUGCGCAUCGCCGUCUACGAUGACAACAACAAGCUGAUUGGCCAGCGAAUCCUGCCUCUGGAUGGCCUGCAGGCUGGCUACCGUCACAUCUCGCUGAGGAACGAGGGCAACAAGCCCCUGUCAUUGCCCACAAUCUUCUGCCAAAUCAUCCUUAAGACCUACGUGCCCGACGGCUUCGGAGCAAUUGUGGAUGCCCUGUCAGACCCAAAGAAGUUCUUGACCAUUGCAGAAAAGAGAGCUGACCAGAUGAAGGCCCUGGGGAUUGACACGAACGACAUAGCAGAUGUUCCCAGUGGAAGCUCAAAGAACGAUAAGAAGGGAAAGGGAAAAGGAGACACUGUAAAGGCCAGCGUGACACCACAAACCAGCUCAGACAUGGCCCAGACCUCCAACUCUGCCCAAAAUAACACAGCCGAAACCAAGAAGGAUACUGCACUUGUGCCUAAUGUCAGCAUUGAUGACUUAAAACAAAUGAAGACGUACCUUAAGUUGAUAAAAAAGCAACAGAAGGAGCUCAGCGCUUUAAAGAAGAAACACUCAAAGGAUCAAAACACAAUGCAGAAAGCUCACUGCACCCAGGUGGACAAGAUGGUGUCUCAGCACGAUAAGGAGAAGACAACUUUGGAGAAACUUCUAGAGAAAGCCAUCAAGAAACGAGGGGAAAACAACUGCCAAGAGCUGAAGAAGGAAACGGAGGAUAAGAUCCAAACGCUGAUCGCUGAUCACAAAGCCAAGGUAAAGGACAUCACAGCACAGCACACUAAAGAGUGGUCAGAGCUGAUCAGCAGUCACAGCAGCGAGGAGCAGGAGAUGAAGGACAGCCACGUCACACAGCAGUGUGAACACCUCAAGAAACUCCUGGCCACUGUCCAGGAACAGCAGACCAUGCAGCUCAAACUCAUCCAGGAACGACAGAGCAAAGAAAUGCGUGCCAACCAGGCCAAGAUGUCCAUGGAAAACAGUAAAGCCAUCAGCCAGGAUAAGAGCAUAAAAAACAAGGCCGAGAGAGAGAGGAGAGUGCGAGAGUUAAACAGCAGCAACACCAAGAAGUUCCUGGAUGAGAGGAAGAGGCUCGCCAUGAAGCAUCAGAAGGAGAUGGAGCAGCUAGAGAAAAACCAGAGAGAACAGUUGGAGAAACUGGAGAAGUUCAAUGAACAGGCCAAGGACAUGCAGCAGAUGGUGAAGUUGGAGGAGGAGAUGGACCGCAGACCUGCCACGGUGGUCUCCAGAAACAGCGUGGAAGAGGAGAGAAGAAUAUGUAUAAGAUUUAAUGUCAACUCAGCACAAAUGAAUAAACUUUGUGAAAUACACUGUAUGCUACACACCAGUCCUGUCCUGAGCACUUUGUAUGUGAUAGGCCAUCAUUACAAUGUGGAAAAUGUAGCAGUACACUACUGUAGGUUUUCUGUAUUUGAGUAAGAAUGUAUUUAAAAAAAAAAAAAAAAACACUGUAUGAGUGGCAAACUCCAUGUCACUGAUUCCUACAGUGCAAGUUGUUUGACUUCACAAAGAUGUGUUACUGACUUUGCUUGUUGUUCAGCAGUGUCACAACCCUCUGUAAAAAGACUCGGUGUCUUGCUGAGUCAGACUAUGAAGGGGUCCCAAUAGAUUGAUGUUCACUUCGAUUAUUAGCACUGAUUUCUCAGUCAGAUUGUUUUAAUUAGUAGGAAACACCCAAGAGAUUGUGUAACUGUUGUGUUUCACUUUUAGCAGCAGCAUUUUAAAGUAAAAGUGAAGCACCUUGUUUUUUUUUUUUUGUUGUUGUUUUUUUUUACAGUUGUUUGUGCUCAGCCACCACAAGUUUACACCCACUAAACUCUAUGUUUUAUACUCCUAAUGAUAGGCUCAAAAUCAUGUAUACUAUGCAAAAGAAAGGAUUAACAAACACGAUUCCCUUUAAGGUGUAGAGGAUCGAUUAGGACAUCAACAGUAACCAAAAGAAGAUAAAAGUAUCAAUAAUCAAAUUGUGGCUGCUUUUUUAGCCUUUAUGUAGUGAUUCCCACAAACCAAAACAGUGACGCAAGUAUUGACGUCACCUAACAGAAAGUGUUGAUAUAAAGUGGGCAAGUGCAACUAAGUAAAAGGUUAAGUAGGAUUAAAAUUGGCCUUUGCACAAAGGAGUUUUGCACUUGAAACUUGUGCCAUAUCUGUAAUACACACAUAACAAAAUGAACGUAUUCUUGGCAGCAUAUUAAUUCUGCUGUACUACUUUGCUUUAAUUGACCGGCCCAUCACUAUCAGACAAGAGUUUUGGACAGAAGUCAAAACCACCACAUCUCGCCACCACCACAGUUUCCCACUCAUUAAAGCGGUGUUGCAGUAUUGAAGUGUUCCCUUAAUAGCUCCCUGACUGCACGUUAGCGACCUCAGCUUGUAAUCCUCAUUUCCCUGCUGGCCUUUGGUCAGGGAAGAUCAGACUGAGUCAUUCUAAUGGAUUUCUAACAAAGCCUGUUGACAUGGCUGCCACACACACUGUCCACAGCGGGGACUUCAGACAAGGCCGGUAUCCCUCUGUGUCCCAACCAGGUUCCCUCUGAGACUACAGAUCUUUUGAGGAAGCACUAGUGUUAGAAAUCCUGGUGUCACUGCCUGACAAAAAGCCACUGUAGACAAGGAAGCGUGACUUGAAAGUACUCUAAUGAAGUAAUCCUGUAGUAUUUGUGCACAUAUGAUCAUGCCAAGCAUUCACAUUGCAUGGCACACCACUAAGAUCACCACAGUCACAAAAGCUAUAAUGAUAAUGUUAUGAAAACAUGGGGAUAAAAGCACCUCUAGGCUUUUUGGCCAUUUUAAUUUUAAUUUUUUUUUUCCCUGUUGUAUUCUGCUGUAACACACAUAAAGGGUAGACGGGAUUUUUUUUUGUAUAUACUGGAAUGUAUGUAGUUUACUUUUUUAGCAACUGUCCUCUGUCAUACAAGGGCUUGGGGGAUAGAGUGGGUCUGUUGGAUGUUGGGGAAAGACAUUUAUCAACCACUGGGAUCAUCAUCUUUGUUAUUUUUUUGUUUCUGUUCUCUGGUCUGCCCUUACUGCACCACACAACACAGUAUAAAGCUCUCACCACAUAUCUAGUGCAGAGAUAAAUGAGUAAAAGUGCUUUUAAAUUUUAUUCCAUCGCUUUCAAAUGUGCCACUCAGUGUCUGUUAGGAAGUUAAAAUUUUAUGAAUGAUUAAAUGCCAAAUUAAGGGGUUAUUUAUAUGAAGAUAUAUAUAAAUAAAUGAAUAUAUAUAUUAUAUAUAUUAGAUAUAAUGUGUAGUUUAAGAUUAUUAUGUUUAUUAGAGGCUUUUUUGCACUAGUUGAAUGUUUCUGUUGUGUGAUUACAUGUAACCUUUGGCUCUCUAGUUUGUCAAGAAAAAAAAAUGCAGAUUAUUUUUGCAGAGCAACAUCACGGAUUUGAUUUCCUCUGUUUUUACUGUAUCUCCUCUUUGUUUUCUAUUUGAACUGUAGCUUGUCAACAAACCAUUCUGUGCGUGUUUUUUGUAUUUAUAUUGUAUUGUUGAACUUAAAGCAAUGAAAAUACUGUUGUUAUCCAGCUCCUUUAAUACUGUUUUAUAGUAUGUGUACCAAUAAAUCCAGGUGUAAAAUGGGA